AUAUUUAAUUCGUACCGAGCCAUUUGCGGCUCCUUUUAGAACGAUCAGCAUUUUCCAUUACUUAAAAUAAUAUAGUCUGCCCUUUUACUUUCUGAGACUUCGAUAAUCUAUAUUACUUUCAAUAUAACGUAUAUCAUAUUUUGUGUAAUGUGCAUUUCAUUGCAGUAUCAAGUUUAAUGGGUACUAAAAUAAAAAUUUUGAAUUCGAAGAAUAAUUCGUGAUAUUUGGGGAUUCGAUAUAAUUUUAUUAAGUGAAAAAUAAACUAAUUACAGAUAAUAAUUUUAUAGUAAAUAGCAAUAGAGGAAGAAGAGGUCACAAGUAUGAUCAGUUAUAAAAUAUGGUUUAUUAUAAACCAAGCAAUAUUAUGCUCAGAAAAACAGUAGUUGAAAAAAAAUUUAGAAGGUACAUUAUCUUCAAGCAUUGAUUGAUUUUAUUAUAUACAAAGUAAUAUAAUAAAGAUAAGAGAAUUCAAUGAUUUUAUUAUAUUAAUAGCAAUGAAGAUGGACUAAUUUAAAUAAGUGUACUUUUAUAUUUUAUUAUUAUUUUAUAUGAUAUUUUAUUUUUAUAUACAUAAAAUAAGAUGAAUUGAUCAAAUGAUAAUCAUUUGAAAACUGAUUAUGGAUUUAAUAAUAUUGUAAUAGGUUUUAUAUGAUUUAAAUAUUUUUUACUUUUGUUUUCUUAUAAUGAAAGUCUUUUAGAAUUAUGCCAACUUUACUUAAGAUGAAACUUUUUUUAAUAUUUUGUUUCUAUUAAUAUACAAAUUUGCAUUACAAGUCAUCUGUGAAAUUCUAUUACUAUACAAGAGUUAAGGUUGUACAAAGAAUUUACUCUCACAUGAACUAAAAGUUAGUCAUUUAAAUAAAAGAUUUGCUUGGCAAUUGCAGUUACUCCAAGAAAGUUAAAAUAGAGUUUUUAAAAAUAAAUAUUCGGAGAUAAAAAUAAAUAUUGCGAGGUAGAUCUUCUGUUUUGUUUUUAUUUUGUUAUAACAUUUUCUCUCUUUUUUUUAAGAAUCUUCGGUUAUAUUUAAUAUAUAAUUAAAUAUAACCUUCGUUAAAUUUAAUAAAAAAUACUAGAGUUUUUAAAAAAUGUAAACAAAAUUAUCUUCGUAUCAAAUUUUUUUUUAUAUUCUUCACACCAUAAAUAAAAAUAAAAUAGGUUAUUAGACAGUGAAAAAUAUUUAGACAUCAUAAAAUGUUUUUACGCAUUCUUUUAUACGCAAAACAAAUUAAAUUUAUGAACAACUGCGUUACAGAAUAAGUCUUUUUAACCUUUUCACAAACCAAUUAACAAUAGGGAUUUUGGCAGUACGGACUUGACAAAUGUUUCCACCAUGCAACUUUUCAUUGGACUGUCUUUCAAUAUAGUGAGUUCAAGCGAGAAUAAAAACGAGAACUGAAGGAAGGCCUAAGACUAUUUGAUAUAUUUCAAGAAUAAUUAAGAAAAUUAAUUCUAUUUAAAUCACAAUGAAAUCUGCACGUGGAAAAAUGUUAGGGUUAUCCCGUAAACCAAUUAAUCGUAUAAGAGGUACUAACAUGUUAUGUAAAGAUCCUGUACAAGUAUACUGUCGUUUAAAACCUAUGCAAUUUCCUAAUGAUAUAUCGUGUAUGAGAGUUAUAUCAGAUACGACAAUAGUAAUCACACCACCAGAAUCUGCAGUUAAUUUUCGUAAUACCAGUAAUAAAGAAAUACAAACUACAUUUACUCGUGUAUUUCCACCAGAUGCUACACAAAAAGAAAUAUUUGAUACAGUAGCUUUACCUUUGGUUGAAAAUCUUAUACAAGGAAGAAAUGGUUUGUUGUUUACAUAUGGGGUAACUGGCAGUGGUAAAACAUAUACUAUGACAGGGGAUUCUUCUCAAGAUGGGAUUAUGCCCCGUUGUUUUGAUGUUAUAUUUAAUAGCAUUAUGAAUUAUCAAACUAAGAAAUUUGUAUUUAAACCUGAUAAACUCAAUGGUUUUGAUGUACAAAGUGAAGCAGAUGCAAUGUUAGAUCGACAAAGUGAAAUACAUGCUGGUCUUAUGUCUCAGAAAAAUGGAAAAUCUGGGAAACUACGUAAAAUAGACAGUGACAGUGAUAGUAAUCCUGUUAUAAUUCGCGGAUGCAAUGAAGUCCAAACUCUUACUAUUGAUCAAGAUAACGCAUAUGCUGUAUUUGUUACAUAUGUUGAGAUAUAUAACAAUAGUGUAUAUGAUUUAUUGGAUGAUGAUGAUGUUAGAGCUAAAACAUUACAAAGUAAAAUUGUCAGAGAAGAUGGUAAUAAAAACAUGUAUGUCCAUGCUGUCACAGAAGUGGAAGUAAAAAGUUCUGAAGAAGCAUUCGAAGUAUUUCAUCGUGGUCAGCGAAAAAGACGUGUUGCUCAUACCGCUCUUAAUGCAGAAUCAAGUAGAUCUCACAGUGCAUUUACUAUUCGUCUUGUACAGGCACCUCUAGAUUGCGAAGGCGAGCAAGUUAUACAAGACAAACGUGUGAUAUGUAUAAGUCAAUUAUCAUUAGUUGACUUAGCUGGAAGCGAGCGUACAAAUCGUACUAAGAAUACGGGGCAACGAUUGAGAGAAGCAGGAAAUAUAAAUAAUUCCUUGAUGACUCUUCGAUCAUGCAUGGAAAUUUUAAGAGAGAAUCAAAUACAAGGAACUAGCAAAAUGGUGCCAUACAGAGAUUCAAAACUUACACAUUUGUUUAAGAAUUACUUUGAUGGGGAAGGACAAGUCAGGAUGAUUGUUUGUGUUAAUCCAAGAGCAGAUGAUUAUGAUGAAACAAUCCAAGUGAUGAAAUUUGCUGAAGUAACUCAAGAAGUACAAGUAGCAAGGUCUACAGUUACAAAACUUGAUCUUGGUUAUACACCUGGAAGAAGACAAGCAAAUAAAAUAUUCAAAGAAGCAAGAAAUAGAUUGGAGAAAGAAGGUCGUGUAGAAGCUAAUGGUUUAGAAAUUGAUAUAGGUUUAGUAUACAGCUUGGGUGGACCAUUUCCUGAACUAGAAAUGAAUAAUCCACACAAUGAUCAAAUCAUAACAAAUUUAAUGCAUUUCUUAGAACAAAGAAUAAAUAAACGAAAUAUAUUACGGGCUGAUUUACAACAAAAACAAAAUGAAUUCAGAAAAAUGCUUUCAUCGACGGAACAAGAAAAUAUUAGUUUAAAAGUAGAAAAUGCUGCAUUGAAAGCUUCGAAUUCACAACAAAAGAAAAAGAUUUUAGCUUUGGAAGGUCAUCUUGGAAAAACAGAAGCGCAAAUUGAUAGUUUGAUUUGCAAAUUAAAUAAUGCAAACGAAACAAUAAAAAAUAUGCAACAAGAAUUAAAAGACAGAGAUAUGGCAUUAAAUCAACGUUUGAUAGAUAAACAAAGGGUCAAACAAAAAUAUAAUACCAAGAUACAGGUAGAAACUGAUAAAAUGAAUAAAGAAUUAGAAGUAAAACUUCGUCAACAACGUGAACAACUUCAAAAUCAAAUGAAAGCGCAAGAUGAUAAAUUGAGAUUAGUGAAACAAAUUUUAGUUGAUGAAAAUGAUAUUAAUUCAGAAAAGAUUGUAUCCAAGGAUGUACCAUCUGUUACACCUGUUCGUGUAGCAGAUGUUACAAAAAGAUUAGUACCUUGUACGGAUGGAAGAUCACGCAAAGAUAAAGCAAUGGUAUCAAAUCCGAGAUACAGACGGUCUCAAAGUGCAGAUAGAUGGAUCGAUCAUAGACCUGGAGCACUUGUUCCUCUUGGAACAGUGCUUCAACCAUUAAUGCGUAGGAGACGAAGUGUUAAUCGACUUACAGAUCCAAAAGAAAUUACAGACGGCGCGUCUAGGUAUUGUCUUGUAGCACAAGAACAUGAUACGGAUGGAGAACUUGAGACAAAACUUUAUAAGGGAGACAUUUUACCAACUUCUGGCGGAGGAGCCCAAGUAGUAUUUAACGACAUGGAAUGUUUAAAACAAUUAUCACCAAAAGCAAGAAAACGUAGUGGACCAGCAGAAAUAGAUGCCCAAACAAGUUUGACGAAUCACAGUUUAGAAACGCAUAAUAAAAGGCCACGGGUAAUAAAUUAAAUAUAAUCUUUGAAAAGAAAAAUCUCUUUUCAAACUUCAUAACAUUUUGAUACAAUUUGCUCUAUAAUAAGAACAUUACUUCAAGAGUUUAUAUUAAAUCUAUGUAAUAUUCAAUUAAACGUUUUUUAUCAUGUCUUCUUUAAAAUAACAAUACUAGCAGUUCUAUAUUAUAAGGAACUUUUUAAUAUUGUAGAUUCUUAUAGAGACAUCACACUAAUAUUAUAUGAACUUAUUUAUUAUAUUUAAAAAUAAGAACAUUUCA
Molecule: messenger RNA, 4290 nt
Organism: Vespula vulgaris
Lineage: Eukaryota; Metazoa; Arthropoda; Insecta; Hymenoptera; Vespidae
Product: kinesin-like protein KIF23
Exons: 11
Coding region: 1464-4028 (854 amino acids)
Biological process (GO): microtubule-based movement
Cellular component (GO): kinesin complex; nucleus; microtubule
Molecular function (GO): microtubule binding; ATP hydrolysis activity; ATP binding
Source: RefSeq, a predicted model, not a curated record